Salvelinus namaycush (lake trout) is the source of this 1479-nucleotide messenger RNA. Its product is annotated as E3 ubiquitin-protein ligase TRIM63-like. The record is from RefSeq and is a predicted model, not a curated record. The coding region runs from base 1 to 1479 and encodes 492 amino acids. Gene Ontology annotation, molecular function: zinc ion binding. The transcript is spliced from 9 exons. Lineage: Eukaryota; Metazoa; Chordata; Actinopteri; Salmoniformes; Salmonidae.
AUGAAUAUAUCUCUGGGGUAUCCACAUUCCACAAAGCAAGACAGCACCAUGGACAGCUUGGAGAAACAGCUAAUUUGCCCCAUCUGUUUGGAGAUGUUUACCAAACCGGUGGUGAUUCUCCCUUGUCAACACAACCUUUGUCGAAAAUGUGCCCAAGAUAUUUUCCAGGCCUCAAACCCUUAUCUAUCGACCAGAGGAACCACGGUAUCUUCAGGGGGACGUUUCCGCUGCCCGUCCUGCCGACAUGAGGUGGUCCUGGACAGACAUGGAGUCUAUGGCCUGCAGAGGAACCUGCUGGUGGAGAAUAUCAUUGACAUGUACAAACAAGAACAGGAGUCCUCAAGCAGCAAGCCUGAGCCUGAGCCUGCCAAGUGUGACCAGCCCAUGUGUGAGGAGCAUGAGGGUGAGAAGAUCAACAUCUACUGUGUGACGUGUGGCGUGCCCACCUGCUCUCUCUGCAAGGUGUUCGGAGCCCACAAAGACUGUGAUGUGGCCCCACUCAACACUAUAUUCAAUAAGCAAAAGACUGAGUUGACUGACUGUAUAGCCAUGCUAGUGGGAAACAACGACAGGAUUCAAGGCGUCAUGAGUCAACUGGAUGAGACCUGUAAGACCGUUGAGGAGAAUGGCAGGAGGCAGAAAUCCAAAGUGUGUGAAAGUUUCGAUCACCUUUAUGCCGUCCUGGAGGAGCGGAAAGGAGACAUGACCCUGAAGAUCAACGCAGAGCAACAGGAGAAACUGGACUAUAUAAACGGCCUCAUGAGGAAGUAUAGAGAGCACCUGGAGAACAUGGCAAAGAUCGUGGAGACAGGGAUACAGACAAUGGAGGAGUCAGAGAUGGCUACUUUCCUGCAGACUGCAAAGCCUCUUCUACAAAACCUCAUUGCAGGCACUAACAUCUCCCACCUGGACAAAGUGGAGCGUGGCUAUGACAACAUGGAUCACUACACAGCUAACUUUGAGCGGGAGAGGAGGGUACUGCUCACUAUAGACUUUGUGAAAGAUGUUGAAGAAGAUGAAGAUUUUGAAGAUGGAGAAGAGGAAGUAGAAUUGAGGCGGAUGACAGGGGAGACCCGUACAGAUGUCUCCCCCUCUGCUGCAGGGCCCUCUGUCGUUAAGGCCAACCCUCCACAGCCCCAGCAGCAGAUAGCACCCCCACCCCUUCCUCAGAGACCUAUUGAGACCCUAGGUGUCAUGGCUACCCUGGCCAACCCACAGGGCCCCGCCCGUGCCACAACCCCAGUACAAUUCCCAUCCCUAACCCCAACACCAACUGCCACCGCACAGGCCAGCCCAGUCCACUUCCCAACCCCAACCACAACCCCUGUUCAGUUCCCAAACACAAAUCUGGUUAACUUCCCAUCAGCGGAGCCACCGACACAGAUGACUUCUGAUACGGCAUCAAGUCAGCAAAACACAGAUGACAAAGAUGGAACCAAACACGUCUUCUCUUUUUCUUGGCUGAACAACCAGAAGUAG